GACGGCUACCAGAGGUGUUGAGAUCCGUCUAUCCACAAGAAAAAGGAAAACUACUAUUACAGUUUCUAUUUAUCUAUCUUACGUCGGCCAUUGCUAAUUUCUACAUCGGAGUAAAUCACACUCGUUGAGAAUGGGCAGCACAGGUGAGACCAUCUAUGGAGCUUACACAUACGAGAACCUCGAGCGUGAGCCCUAUUGGCCUUCUCAAAAGCUGAGGAUUUCCAUCACAGGGGCCGGUGGCUUUAUCGCCUCCCACAUCGCCAGGCGUUUGAAGAGCGAGGGCCACUAUGUAAUCGCGUCUGACUGGAAGAAAAACGAGCACAUGACUGAAGAAAUGUUCUGUCACGAAUUUCAUCUUGUUGACCUGAGGGUCAUGGAUAACUGCCUGAAGGUGACUGAAGGCGUUGACCACGUUUUCAAUCUUGCGGCUGAUAUGGGAGGCAUGGGAUUCAUCCAGUCGAACCACUCAGUCAUUAUGUACAAUAAUACGAUGAUCAGUUUUAACAUGAUCGAGGCUUCCAGGAUUAACGGUGUUAAGAGGUUUUUCUAUGCCUCCAGUGCGUGUAUCUAUCCUGAAUUUAAGCAGUUGGAGACCAAUGUGAGCUUGAAAGAAUCUGAUGCAUGGCCUGCGGAGCCUCAAGAUGCUUACGGACUGGAAAAGCUUGCAACUGAGGAGUUAUGCAAGCACUACAACAAAGACUUUGGAAUCGAAUGCCGCAUAGGAAGGUUCCACAACAUUUAUGGUCCGUUUGGAACCUGGAAAGGUGGGAGGGAGAAAGCUCCAGCUGCCUUCUGUAGGAAAGCACUUACAUCGACUGAUAAGUUUGAGAUGUGGGGAGAUGGUCUCCAGACUCGAUCUUUUACUUUUAUAGAUGAAUGUGUUGAGGGUGUUCUGAGAUUGACUAAAUCCGAUUUUCGGGAGCCUGUGAACAUCGGAAGUGAUGAGAUGGUGAGCAUGAAUGAGAUGGCCGAGAUUGUCCUUAGCUUUGAGAAGAAAGAGUUGCCUAUCCAUCACAUCCCGGGGCCUGAAGGCGUGCGUGGUCGAAACUCGGACAACACUUUGAUCAAGGAAAAGCUUGGGUGGGCCCCAUCAAUGAAACUAAAGGAUGGGCUGAGAAUCACAUAUUUCUGGAUUAAAGAACAGCUUGAGAAGGAGAAGACUGAGGGAAUUGAUUUGUCUGCUUAUGGUUCAUCAAAAGUUGUCGGGACACAAGCCCCAGUUCAACUCGGUUCUCUCAGAGCUGCUGAUGGCAAAGAGUGAAGCAUAUACCAACAGAAAAAGGCUUGUUAUUAUGCUUGCAACUGCAAGCAGGUUAUAUAUGUUUCCACUGUAUAAUGCUACUUUAGGUUUCUUUUGGGUGAGCUAAAAUUAUUUGUAAUUUUUGAACGGUUCUUUACAGUUUAUUUGUGGUUAUCACCAUUAUUAUGCAUUUGUAUGUCGAGCUAACAACUCGAGUCUGCAUAUUUUCUGGCUACUUGGAAACUGUGGCUGGCUACAUGUUCAGUUCAUUCUGUCAUUGGUUCCUUUUUGCUGUUGUUUAUGAGCUGCUAUGAUACCCUUUGUGAAAUAGAAGCAACUAUCAAGAAAAUAUCUGUAGCUUAACUGGAUUUUUAGAAAUCUCUGUAAGUAACCCUUGUUUUAUUAAAGUUUAUUGCAACUACUUGUCUGUUGGUCAAAUGUUUAGAUAGCGGAUAAGACCCUAACUAGUACGGAUCUCUUGUGAUGCACGGUGUAAACAAUUUUAAGGCUAUUUGUUAGCUUUUUUUUAUAUUUACGUGAAUCUACCAG
This is a messenger RNA of Striga asiatica, 1789 nucleotides long. The record is from the annotation of a GenBank genome assembly. NCBI's taxonomy places the organism in Eukaryota, Viridiplantae, Streptophyta, Magnoliopsida, Lamiales, Orobanchaceae.